UGCAUGUCGCAAGGUAACUCCACAGUCUUCGCACACCACCACACAACGCAGCGCCCUCGGUUAGGGCUCGAUUACCAAGCUUUCCCCCUCCGCGUCUCGGGCAACGAGAUCGGCAUCCGACGUCACACAACACGCUCGAGAGACGGGGCUAGGAUUUGAUGAGACUGCCAGAGAGAGAAGCACCACUCCUCUCCACCACUCUCCCCACUCUCAUUCACCCCCCUUUGAGUUUUCCCUCGCUCGGUUCUCUUCAGGGUGCAGACUAUAGAGUCCAGACGGAAACUCCUGGCGUCGAGUAAUCCAGGCGGUCAUGGACCCCGUAUCGAUUGCAGGCCUCGCCAUCGGCGUGGCAUCCAUAGGACUCCAGGUCUACACUGGCGCUGUCCAAGGAAUUCAGCUGCUCAUCACAGCCUCGAAUUUCCCAGAUGAUUGCAAGUAUCUCAACCUCCGUUUACGGAUGGAGCAGCAGCGGCUGUUUGCCUGGAGUGAGACAUCGGGGCUUCUCGACUUGGAUGUCAAGAACAGACAGAGAGUGCUCGAGUCCAACACGUUCGUCCUCCAUCGUCAGACGGUACUAGACCUGCUGGUCCAGGUGGAGUGCCUUUUCAAGGAGUUUAAGGAGCAUCAGGCCCGGAACAAGCGUCUCCAGCCGACGCCCGAUCAAGAUGGCGUUGUGCUAAAUCCCGAAAAGGAUGCCGCCAACGCCAACUUCCCCUUACCGCAGCGGCGGAGGGACUUCGUCAAGAAGGCCAUGCAGAGUCUGAAAGCGAGCUCGGAAGAUGCCGCGCAGAGGCUGAAAUGGAUUUCCUUCGAUAAGACUGCAUUUGAGCUUCUCCUCUCAAGGUUUUCUACCCUCAACGACAGCAUGACCAAUAUUCUAGACGCCCGAAUGCAGGUUGAAAUCCACCACACCGUUCAAGACUCGAAUCGUGGAAUACUCCAACUGCACCACAAAAUUACUGAUCUGUCCCGGCUCGUCAUGGCUCUAAACGUCAAAUUGGAAGCCAGCUCCCCUUUGCCAGCGUCACAAAUGUCAGUCACUCAAAAACGUGCCAACGCCGAUGGUCUCCAGCUGCUGUCCCAACUAGCCAAGUUCAAGGCUUUCAACGAAUCUAUCGAGUCCACCAAGAAGACCCCGUGGGACGAGACCACGGCCAUGUGCUUGGAGUUGGGCAGCCCGGACCGCCAGAAGCAUCUCCUGCUUGACCGGUCCAUGGUACACGUUGACCCGGCUGCCGAGGAGUCCGACGAGCCGAGAUGCGAGGCCACACUUCGCCUUCCUGACGGCACAAGCAAAAAGGUGUGGGUGGAAUGGAAGGACUACGAACCGCAAAGGCCAGAAGACCUCUCGCCGCCCAAGACCGUCAUUUGCGAGCGGGUCCGAAAACUGGCAGCCCUCUUGAGCCAUUCCCCCAAACCCGAGGCCUUCAGGACCCCUCAUUGCCUGGGUUUCUUCGACAAGGCAAGCGCUGGCGGGGUUGAGGACGAGGACGAAGAUAUACUGAACAUGCGGCUUGGGCUUGUUUUCGAGAGGCCCCUCGACGAUGGCCUACAUGUAUCCCUUCCGCCUGUCUCUCUCCGAGACCUGCUCCGUUCUUCCCGCAAACCCCGUGUCACAGACCGAGUCAAGCUCGCGCAUGCCAUCAGCAACUGUCUGCUGUACCUGCAUGCAGUGAACUGGCUACACAAGGGGCUCCGCAGUCACAACAUCAUCUUCUUCCGAACGACCGACGGCCAAGUCGACUACGCAAAACCGUACCUUUCAGGGUUUGACUUUUCCAGACCUGCCCGGGCAGACGAAAUGACGGACAUCCCCGGCCCCGGCGACGACGCCGAGUACAAUCUCUACCGACAUCCCCUCGCGCAGUCAACCAACCCAGAGGAACGCGAGCGCUUCAAGAAGAGCUUCGACAUCUACAGCCUGGGCGUGCUGCUAGUCGAGAUAGCACACUGGGCCACCGUUGAGAAGGUCCUCGGCAUUGAUAUGAAUGCUGCGAGGGGGCGGCCGUCCAUCGCCUUGAAAGUUCGGGAGAAGCUCCUGGCCGAUGACCAGAUCGCCGACCUGGGCGCCUCUAUGGGUGCUGUCUAUGAGACUGCUUCCAAGAAGUGCAUCACAGGAGGAAAAGAAUUGGGUUUGUCCGAGGGCGAUGAUGAAACAAAUGACGCUGUGGCUGCCCGGCUUUCUAUGGUUCUUCACGAGGAUGUCGUCAAGCCACUCGGGGAUGUCCGAGUUUGAGGAACUCGGGGCGUUCUUCUUGGGGGUCCUUCUAGCCCCCAAUGCAAUGCAAGCUCAAUGAGGUCCUUGGACGAAGGGCACUGGCCGUUAGAUGGCAGACAUGGCAUGUUCUCCGCGAUCCCAUCCCUGCCUCGAGACCCGCCCUUACCACGUACCGGGUACAGCCAUAGCGAGUCUCGCGGCUUCGGCUGGCCGGAAUAACUAGCUGUGGCCGUGCAUUCGGUGGAGGAGAAAUGUUCGAGAACCGCCCAUGACGACUUUGCGCUCUCACUGUGAGCCUCUUCCGCCCGGGCUUCGUCCCCUAUUUAGCCUAUUCGAAUGCAGGCACGAUGUCACUCACCCCUCUGCCAUCUUUCGCCGCACA
Messenger RNA from Chaetomium fimeti, 2600 nucleotides. RefSeq names its product prion-inhibition and propagation-domain-containing protein. The transcript is spliced from 3 exons. The record is from RefSeq and is a predicted model, not a curated record. NCBI's taxonomy places the organism in Eukaryota, Fungi, Ascomycota, Sordariomycetes, Sordariales, Chaetomiaceae. Bases 311 to 2236 code for a protein of 641 amino acids.